Messenger RNA from Fibroporia radiculosa, 2097 nucleotides. RefSeq lists its product as uncharacterized. Bases 1 to 2097 code for a protein of 698 amino acids. The record is from RefSeq and is a predicted model, not a curated record. NCBI's taxonomy places the organism in Eukaryota, Fungi, Basidiomycota, Agaricomycetes, Polyporales, Fibroporiaceae. The transcript is spliced from 3 exons.
AUGUCCGGCUUUCCAGCUAUUACUUCUCCUGGUACACAUUCAUAUUUUCCAAGCCUACUGGCCCAUGUACGCGCUGUCCACCCAUCCCUCCCUCUCGACUCCGUGGUACUACAGUCGCUCCUCCUUUGUCUCACUGCGCGCAUACCGACUUCAUUCGCGUCAUCUGCUAAACACGCUGAAGACAUAGAUAAGGAUGCACUAGGAAACGCAUCCACGGACACAGCGGCAACAUGUGCCUACCUGAUACUGCGGACUAGGGAAGAGGAUGUUGCCAUGCUUGUUCAUUUGGUCAGCUUGACCUUAACGACUGUCUUUGGUAUCCCCACGCACAAACACAAGAUCGCCCCCAAACCAGUUCAAUUUGCGAAACAUAAACGUGCCAGGGUCCCUAUAGAUCACUCGAUGUCCCCGGACGCAUUUCUCCGCGCUCUUUUCUUCCGCAGACCAUCGUCUUCAACCUCUGCGCGACAUAGCACUGAGACAACACCUCGAGGAGGAAGCAGAGGACGGUCGCCCACUCACGCUCAUCGGCGUUCAUUGUCACAAACCCCACGACCAUCUCCUCUUCGACUGUCGCAAUCCAUCGAGCAAGAACGGUUAGACGACGGAAGUACGGACUACUUUUUCGACGGAUCGUCUUUGGCGUCGUCCAGGCGGCCACUGAUUUCCGCGUCAGCACCUACUCCCUCAUCUACUUUGCGCUCGCGUCGAAUACAUUUGGAGCGUAUGCGCACGGACCCGCUUCCGUUGAGUCUCUCGCUCGGUAUGUUUGCAUCUCCGGACGAAUUUCCUGCAACGGCUCCAGCGGCCAUGGAACUGCGUAGAGAGUUGUCCGAGAUCGGUAGCGAGGAGUUGGAUUAUUUUCGCCCACUUCCGCCCCUAGCUAAGGCUGUCGUAGUGUCGGGACUAGAACAUGCUGCGCUCCCUGCACAGCGAGCGUUGUUGCGGGUAUUGUCCGAGAGAAGACUGGUGUUGGAUGAAGAUAUCAUCAAUGAUGCUCAAGGCGGAACGUGGAACAUCCCAAGCGACUUUCUGAUGGUGUACGUCUGCAAGGCAGACUCGCGAGAGCGUCCUAGCGUCCUCCGCGGUUUGGUAGAUAAAUUCUCCAUGAGCGUAGACAUCACAAUUGCCCCCACGACUCGUCAGGCGUAUGCAGCGUAUCGAGGAACACCUAAUGCUACGCCCCACUCAUCGCCCUUCCCGACAGCACCUUCACUGCCACACACAGAGAGUAGUCCCGCCUCACCUGCCACACCACUGCCGCUGCGCUCGCCCGCAUUCCGCACGAUUUCCCUCAGCUCGCAAACACACCCCCUGCUACCUCCACCUUCAGUCUCGCCUUCCGGACUGGCUGCACUGCGAGCACUGGCAGGUCCGGCGCCCACUCCCCACGCACAGGCACGCACCGUGAUCCAUCCCUCGCUGGAGCUGUACCUCCGUGAUCUCUUCUCCGCGACUCGACACCAUCCUGAGCUGGACGGCACGCUCCUCACUCACCGCGCACGCAUAGAUGCGGAGGCCCUCAUGCGUGCUUUCCGCGUCAUCGCGGGCGACUCGACCGGCACGGCGCUCAUCCAAGAGGCGGCGAUCCUAGAGCUGGAGGCGAAGGCGGGGCUGACCAGCGCAGCGGACGGCACCUCGACCCGUGGCAGCGGCAGCGGAAGGCGCAGCACGUACUCAACGUGGGAGAAAGACGUGAUCGAGACGGACUGGGCAGGGGGUGGUAAGGCGUCGAAGGACGGAGAGAGCAGCAUUGCCGGUGCAGAGGACGAGAGGCAGGUCCCGAUGAGGGUGGACUUGCCCUUCAGUGGACCAACGAGCCCGGACGAGGAGUACAUUGAGAUUCCGGCUCCUGCGCUGCCACAGUCGACGGAGGUAUGGGACGUGUCGGAGGUGGACGUCGCGAGGGUGUUCCCGCGAGUGGUGUCGCAUCGUCUCAGUGUGAGGAGCGGUCCGGACGACGAGAUUACGGGGAGUGUGAUGUGGCCGGCUGUUGAUACCCAUGCACUCAGUACGGAGGGCACUCUGGGUGCUGGAGUUGAGUGGGAGCGCAGGACGGUCAAGGACGUUCUUGUCGAGAUCCUGGCAGAUGUGUAG